Molecule: messenger RNA, 384 nt
Organism: Necator americanus (New World hookworm)
Lineage: Eukaryota; Metazoa; Nematoda; Chromadorea; Rhabditida; Ancylostomatidae
Exons: 1
Coding region: 1-384 (127 amino acids)
Source: RefSeq, a predicted model, not a curated record
AUGAACCAGGGAAAUUCUUUCGCCAUCUUGAUGACAUGUAUCAGCGAACAACUCCUGCGAUUCGAACACCAGCUGAUGUACAGUAUUGUUGAAAGCUGUAAUCAGAGUAAGACAAAGUACUGUGACAGAAUUCUACCUGUUCAGCUUCGCAUCGGUCGCGUCGGUGGCAUCAUGCGAAAAACUGCCGAGCAGUGUUAUGCCGAUGUCGUAUUCGCAGAAAAAUGGACGAAAAUUCAUCAUGUCGUCAAUCGUGUAUCGAAGAUAGCAGCAGCUUAUGUACCCCUACGCUUUAAAAAGUGUCAUGCAGAUGUGGGUCAACUUGAGGCUUUUGACAGGGCUCACUGUAGAUGGGAAGACGAUCGAAUUCCUGAAUGGACUCUGUAA